Arabis nemorensis is the source of this 1038-nucleotide messenger RNA. Lineage: Eukaryota; Viridiplantae; Streptophyta; Magnoliopsida; Brassicales; Brassicaceae. The record is from the annotation of a GenBank genome assembly.
AUGUCAGGAAAUCAAGAAUUCACAAACGUUUAUGUGAAGAAUCUGGUUGAAGGUGUCACGGAGGAUAUUCUACAUAGAUUGUUUUCACAAUUUGGGACAGUCUCUAGUGUUGUGGUUAUGAGGGAUGGUAUGGGAAGAUCGAGAGGUUUUGGAUUUGUCAACUUCUGCCAUCCAGAAAAUGCUAAGAAAGCUGUGGAAUCUCUCAAUGGACGACCACUUGGAUUGAAGAACCUGUUUGUAGGAAGGGCUCUGAAAAAAGCUGAAAGGAUGGAAAUGCUGCAACAAAAACACAGGGACAACUUUAUUGCCAAUAACAUGGAAUUGUCUAAUCUGUACGUGAAGAACUUGAGUGAAUCAGUAGAUGAAACAAGGCUGCGAGAGAUAUUCAGAAGCUAUGGGCAAAUAGUCUCAGCCAAAGUGAUGCGUCAUGAGAAUAGGAAAAGUAAAGGAUUCGGCUUUGUGUGUUUCUCAAACCGUGAAGAGUCCAAACAGGCUAUAAGAAAGCUCAAUGGAUAUUUAGUUGAUGGGAAAUCACUUGUUGUUCGAGUUGCUGAGCGCAAAGAGGAUCGAUUCAAGAGGAUUCAGCAAUACUUUCAAGGACAACUGCGGCAUUACACGCAAGCUCCUCCUGUCAUUUCACCAGCUCAGCCAGUCUUCCCAUCUAUGCCCAGCUCAUAUGGUUAUAUGCAGCCAAUCCAUAUGGGGACAUCUUACUACUAUCUGGGCACUCAGUUACCACAAAUGAUCGGUCACCAAAAGAUCACCACCAAUGUUCCAUCUGGCCAAGCUAAUCUGAAGGAAAGAAGAUCAGUGCAACUGUUCUACAAACAGCCAGUGGUUUAUAACAUUGCCAAGAGUGGAGCUAAACAGAAAAUGGUCUUUAAGGGACAUGGUAACAAAAAUGCAGAGGCAGCAGCCACUUGCUCCAAAGCGACUGCAUCUACUGAAGAACUCAACAGAGCAUCCUCGGCUUUGAAAGCAAUAUUGUUGUCACCAAAUGUCAAGGCAGAGAAAUCAGGAAAUAUUCAAGUUGCUUAA